UAUUUCACACAGACAGUCGCUAUUUAACCGUCAAUCAUGUCGAACGCUGAAGAAAAAGCGCGUGAAAUUUUUAAUUCCAUUAUAACGGAGAAAUUUCCGGACGCCUGUAAAGUGAAAAUUAAUCCUAUUAGCAGUAGUGGCGCCAACUACAGCUCAGCUUUAUAUGAAGCUUAUAUCAUUACUGCUGAAGGUACUCAAGAACUAUUUGCAAAAGUCGCCUCAAUGGGUGACCAUUUCGACGAAACAAGCCGGCGAAUCUUUGACUCAGAAAAGUUCGUCCUGACAAAAAUUGCAAACGUGUAUGAAAAAUUGCAAGACAAACAUGGGAUACUAAAAAGAUUUACAUUUCCAAAAAUUUACAAUCAUGAUCGUGAUGAUAUCCCAAUAGUUGUCAUGGAGAAUCUAGCUUCUAAAGGAUACGGAUGCUAUGAUAGAUUCAAGAGUAUUGAUUGGAAAUAUGCGUCAAAAUCUGUAGAAACUUUAGCAAGAUUCCAUGCUCUGUCUUUUGCUUUACAGAAGGACAGUCCAGAAGAGUUCAAACUGGCUGGGGAUAUAUUAAAGUUACCAGAAACUGUUCUUACAAGUCCGCUUUGGGAAGGAAUUGCUGAUGGGGCGAUGGCGGUUGUCGAUGAAAAAGAUAAAGAAAAACUCGCUAGAGUUCUAGAAGGAGCCGUGGGCUGGAGCAAACUUAUGGAUUUCAGUGAACCUCUUAAAACUUCAGUACUUAUCCACGGAGACUAUCGCCCUAGUAAUUUAUUGCAUAAAGAAAUGAAUGGCGAAUAUAAUGUUAUCCCCGUAGACUACCAAACGACCAGGCUAGGAUGCCCGGUGGCCGAUCUCCUCUACUUCACCUUGAUAGGUUCCGACCAGCAGUUCCGAAUGCAACACUACCACCAACUGGUGGACCACUAUUACGAGCAUCUGGCUCUGAUGAUGACGAAAUUCGGUCUGAACCCGGAUGAGGAGUACGGGAGGGAAGAGUUUGAAAGUGACAUUAAAGCGAAAUUGCCAAUCGCCCUCGCCGUCGCAGCGAUAGUGCUGCCAUUCGUCACAGUAGAGGCAGCGAGUGCUCCGAACUUUGAGCGCGAGCAAUACGUGCCGCGCGCGAACGAACUGUUCGCCGAACGGUUCCGCGGACUGAUGCACGACUUGAAGCAGUGGGGGGUUCUAAAUGGAGAAUAUCACGUCAUUCCAGUGGACUACCAAACGGCCAGGCUAGGAUGCCCGGUGUCCGAUCUCCUCUACUUCAUCGUGAUGGGUUCCGACCAGCAGUUCCGAAGACAGCACUACCAUCAGCUCCUAGACCACUAUUACCAGCAUCUCACUCUGAUGAUGACCAAGUUUGAUCUUCAGCCGGAUGAGGUGUAUGGAAGGGAGGAAUUUGAAGAUGACAUAAAAGCGAAACUCCCCGUGGCGCUCAGCCUUGCAGCGACAGUACUGCCAUUCGUGAUAGUGAACGUCAACAGCGCUCCGAACUUCGGGAGUGUAACAACCAUGCCGAGCGCUGAGAAAAAAGUACAUGAAGUUUUGAUUUCUAUCGUUAAGGAGAAAUUCCCUAACGCUUAUGACGUAAAAAUUAAACCCAUUACCAGUGAUGGUGCUAACUACACGUCAGGUUUGUACGAAGCUUCUAUUACCACUCCUGAAAUUACUCUUCAAUUAUUUGUUAAAGCAGCUUCAAUGGGUCAUCUCAUUGACGCAAGCAAGCACAUGUUUCGCGCAGAAAAGACUGUCCUCACAACAGUAUCAAACGCUUUCAAAAGAUCACAAGACAAACAUGCGAUAAUAGAAAGAUUUAUAUUCCCUAAAUUCUACAAGAGCGUAGAUGGAAUCAUAGUGAUGGAGAAUCUAGCAUCUAAAGGAUACGAAGUCUAUGAUAGAUUCAAGAGUAUUGACUGGAAAUAUGCCUCCAAAUCUGUAGAAGCUUUAGCCAGAUUUCAUGCACUCUCUUUAGCUUUCAAGAACGAAUAUCCAGAGGAGUUUAAGAAAGUUGCGGAAGUGUUAGAAAUGCCUCGGGCGAUUGUGACAUACCCUCAAUUUGAAGGCGCAAGCGAUGGGGCAAUGGCAGCUGUGGAUGAAGAAGAUAGAGAGAAACUCUCUAAAGUUCUUGAGGGGUCUGAGGGAUUAAGUAAAAGUUUGGAUCUGAGUGAACCUCGGAGUACUACAGUGAUCAUUCAUGGUGAUUUCCGCCAAAGUAAUCUGAUGCAUAAACAAGUAAAUGGAAAAUAUCACGUGGUACCAGUGGACUAUCAAACGGCGAGACCAGGGUGCCCGGUAGCCGAUCUUCUCUACUUCAUCUUGAUGUGUUCCGAUCAGCAGUUUCGGAAGCAUCACUUCCAUCAGUUAGUGGACCACUACUACAAACAUUUGGCUCUGAUGAUGAAGGAAUUUGGUCUGCAACCGGAUGAAGUGUAUGGGAGGGAGGAAUUUGAAAGUGACAUGAAAGCGAAACUGCCAAUCAGCCUCAGCGUGGCGGCGGCUGCACUGCCGUUCGCGACGGCGGACGCCGACAGCGCUCCGAACUUCGAGCGCGGGCAGUGCGUGCCGGGCGUCAACGAACUGUUCGUCGAACGGUUCCGCGAACUGGUGCAGGACUUCAAGCAGUGGGGGGUUAUAUAG
Cydia amplana is the source of this 2619-nucleotide messenger RNA. RefSeq lists its product as uncharacterized. The coding region runs from base 37 to 2619 and encodes 860 amino acids. The record is from RefSeq and is a predicted model, not a curated record. NCBI's taxonomy places the organism in Eukaryota, Metazoa, Arthropoda, Insecta, Lepidoptera, Tortricidae. The transcript is spliced from 8 exons.